This is a messenger RNA of Ornithodoros turicata, 3641 nucleotides long. Its product is annotated as protein PAT1 homolog 1-like. NCBI's taxonomy places the organism in Eukaryota, Metazoa, Arthropoda, Arachnida, Ixodida, Argasidae. Gene Ontology annotation, molecular function: RNA binding. The record is from RefSeq and is a predicted model, not a curated record. The coding region runs from base 283 to 2745 and encodes 820 amino acids. Gene Ontology annotation, cellular component: P-body. The transcript has 20 exons. Gene Ontology annotation, biological process: P-body assembly; deadenylation-dependent decapping of nuclear-transcribed mRNA.
UCCGUAGCGCAAUGUGAAAAGGUGAAUCCUGUCAGUGUUUCAAAAUAGUUUCGUGUUUAUGUGACCGCGUGAAGCGCGUAGUACUUGUUAUGCCUUACUUUCGAAACGUUUGGUGUACCUUAAAAACAAGCAAAAGCAGAUAUUUCGUGUAGUUUAUAGUACUUGCUUGCAAUUGAAGUGGUGCGUUUUCUCGAUAAAUGUGCUGCGAAUAUUAAGCCUAACGCAAUACCUUGAUAUGCAAUCGCAAGCAGUGACGUUUUCACAGGACUUGCUGACUAAAUCAUGUCGAAAACGUUUCUUGGAUUUGGAAAAGGCUCUAAUAGCCUACACAUGCUUAACCGUGAUGAGGCACUCACAGCUGACAUAGAUGAUGACGACUAUGAUGCCCACAAUGAUGAGACUUUUGGCAGUGCUCUAGAAGGCGAUGACUGGGAGGAAACACACGAGAAGUAUGCGGAGCUUGAAGACAAAGUCCGCCUGCCCCUUGUCCCUACAGCGUUGCAAGGUGGCGAGGCCGACUAUGUUCUUCCUCAUGACAUCGUCGAGCGCAGCAUUUCUCAUCUAGUGUUGGAGGACGACCACGAAGAAGACCCUGCAAUAAUGACCUAUUCGAAGGCUGCACCUUCUCCAUGGCCAUCUGAGUGGGGGCGCCCUUCGACGUCUCCGCCACCACCAGCUAUCCUGGAACAACAAUUUGGUAAUUCCCCUGGCAAGAAUAACAUAUGGAGCCCCAGAGCCGUUCCUCCCCCUGAUGACAAGCUGGCGGACCUACUGAAGGCCUUACAGCAGCAGAGUGUAGCAAAGCAGUCAAUGCCAGAAAAGUCCCUGCCGGCCAAUGUCAAAACCUUGGAAGAACUGGAGCGUGACAUACUUUCUCCAAGUGAUAGAGCAGGUGCUACAAUAAAUAUCUCUGAUGUGCAGCAUCGACCCUUGAACAUCUGGAAUGACAGGCUUCCUGCAGUUCGAGCUGAGCACUUGGAACGAGAAGCGCAGGAGAAGCUGCAGCCGUUCAGUGUUGCUAGCAUAGAAAGAGAGCUGCUAAAACAGUGUAGUGCGUCACCUCACAGAAACAGCGUACCCAUUCCCAUUCGGCAAGACCGCAAACGAUGGCCUUCUGUCGGAAGCCCUCCUGACAACAUGGGAAGCUUUGCUCUGGGCUUGGGUUCUCCGAUUUCAAUGACCCCCUCUGGCUUGCAAAGUAGUUCGUCCCCGAAUAUCUCUCCCGGAGGUCCCGCACAGCACCGUGGCAGAGUUCCUCCUCCCAGUAUGCCUCCUGGAUUUGGAGCAAGAGUGGGUGCACCUCCUCCACCUCUGCCAAACCAUAUCAUGAUGGGUCGAGGCCGUAUGACGCCAAACUCCGCUUUUAACCCCUCGGUGUUGAGUAACAUGCCUCGAAGUGCAAACAUGCCUCUUCAGCGUCCGCCUCCAUGCUUCCGGCCAGGGAUCACGCCCAACUCUGUUGACCUGCGGAGGUUUCUCUAUCCGAGGCAGAUUCAACACCCUCUCUUGAAUAAGAACCAAGUACGAAUGCCUCUGCCUAACCACCUCCACCAACACCACCAGCCUUACUAUCACCAGCAGCACCACCAUCAGCAGCACAUGCCAGAACAGCCACACUGGAGGACGGACCAUGACCACCCGUACGUACCAGGCCCAGAUGACGUCUAUGCAGGUCUGAUGACGCAGAAAGAGAAGGACUGGCUUAUACGUAUACAGCUCCUUCAGCUGCAGACAGACAACCCUGAAGUGGAUGACUACUACUUCACUAUGUUCACUAAGAAGGCAGCUGAAGAUAAAGAGGAAGGCUUUGGCCUGGACGGUGAUGGAGACAAACUGAAAUUCUUGUGUCCUGAGCGAGUGAGAACAGAAUCAAAGUCCUACACACCUAAAAGGACGCGCAAUCAGCCCAUGCAGUUUGAGCGGUCACUGGGCAAGCUCCAAGUUGUCAGUGUCAACUACCCUCGGAAAAUCCUCGACAUGGGAGUACAGCGGCUCAACGAAGAUGAGGAGAGAACGGUGCCCCCCGACACUGAACUCCUGUGGUUCCGCCACUUGUUGCUCGACAUAGAAAAGCUGUACUCGGCAGUCCUGGAUUAUGAGAGCGAAAGCUGCCCCAAAGAAAACAAGGCAAAGCUGGAGGAGAAGUUGUUCACUGACCUUCACGGUCCAGACGAUCGUUUUAUGCAGAUAGCCAGCGUACGCAAGGGUCGCACACUCAUCCUUCGGGUCCUUCCCAUACUCAAGCAGGAGCACAAGGUGACAGUGUUGAGUACCCUCUUGCGUCAUCUCACAUGGGUGCAGCGCAAAGACCGGCACGACCAUGUGCUCUUGUAUGGCCACAGGGCGGUAAAGAAGUGCAUUCAGGAGUGCUCGUUCGAUGAACUCAUUGAGCUGGCUGCAGCCUUGAAGACAAAUUCUGUCCAGACAUUGGCCUGUGUGUUCGCAAUAUGUAUGGUGUGCUUGAUCAUGGAACGAGCGGAAGAGUUGUACAAGAUGGAACCUGUGGUGAAUGAAGAUGUUCGAGAUAAAUGGUCAAACCUAGCUUCUGAACUUGUGGAACGCUGGGCCAGCGGUCUGACACCUGAUGCAACAAGCACGGUUGUCCGAUCUCAGAAUACGAGUGCAGUGCUCUCUCAUCUUCACCGGCUCCGCGUGGACAGGACAACCAUAGACAAACUCUCUCCGAUCAUCUGCAAAGAAACUACUCAGCAGAAUGGUUUCAGUGACCUGUUGCCCACUGGUUAACCAUCCAGUCACACUUCCCCCAGAGCGCAGAUAUAUUUUAUUGUAUGGUUGUUUAGCUUGGAGAGUCCAAACAGCAGUUUUAUGAGCAGCUUUGGUGACAAGCAACUGUUUCAUUUCAGUUAUAGUUAUGAGCAUAAGAAAAAAUCUCAUGGUAUGAGCUGGUUAAUUUCUUUUUCACAUUUUUUGGAAUAAAUGUUUGUGAGACUGGCCUGUCAUUUCUACUAAAAGUGGAGAAUGCCUGAAAAUAUGAUGGGAGCGUAGAAAAAUGGAGCUUUAUCAUAGUUGUUGAAAUACUUUGUACAGAUUCCCCCCUUUUCUACUGUACAGCCAAGAGGCAAGUUAAUGUCGCAUUGAGUUUUUGUUCACGUCCCUCGGACAGGGGUGCCUAGACAUAAGACUGCUGCCUGGAUUAGCCAUUGUUAUUAAUCCUCAUCCUCAUUUUAGGCAUCUUUUUCGUUGACUCUUCUCUCAGGACAUGUGAAGCGGCACUUUGUUUAGUUGAUGGCUGUUGACCCCCUUCUGGAAAUAUUUCUCGGGCAGGGACGGGCCUUACAUUUGCUCACAGUGCUCCGUCCUUGUCCAAGGCUACUUAUUUGCUUUUUAAUACGUCUCUCUCUCUCUUGCUUUGUUCAGAGAAGAGGAGGAACAUUUCCAGAAGGGAUCCAACGGGGUUUCUCUUGGUUUUAUGUUUCUUUGUUGCAUGCGGUAAGGCUUCUGCAAGUUUCUGCGUUUGGUUGAUGCUAUGGUGACUCAUGUGCAGCUUCAUGUGUUUUGAUUUCCUUGUGUGUGCAGCACAGUGUUGAGGUAUGUCGUACUAAGGCCACCAAUGUGCAGGUGGCAUCGAAGGAGUUGCAGAAGUCAAUUGUAAAGAGAUGGAAAAUGAAAGCAUAAUGCAG